GAUAAAAAGCGAUCGAUGUUUGCGAAGAUAAAAAAAGUCUUCCAAUUAAAGUCCAAAGCUAAGACGCAUAAAACCGCAGGCAAACCAGGCGCGCAGUGCAAAUGUGUCUGGCUGGAACGAAAGUGCAUCUCUUGCUUUGAUUCAUUGGAAUAUUUUCUAGCCACCAUCAGAGGAAGAACGGAUUUCAGUGAGGGUGGUGGGAUGAAAGAGAAGCUGCAGGCGGGUGCAGAGCUGUUGGCGCCGCCGAGCGCCCACGAGCUGGCGCCGCCGUCGGCCGCCGUCACCAUCGGCCACAAUCGCAAGAAGCCGCACAUGUUGCCGCCCAUCGCCGACAGACGCGUCGCUUCGAUGGAGUUGGCGAUGCAGCGCGGAAGUCCGCCGCCGUCGUGGCGUCGUCCGAGCGUCGACGAAAUGCUGCAGGGCGGCGCCGACCGGCCGGCCGUGUGCGUCAGUCGGUGUCCCGAGGUGCCGCAGGACGAGGCCAAAAGCACCACCCUCGGCCCCAACAAGUACGCGCCCCUCGACCCCAUCAAGAAGAAGACGAAGACUGCCCCCUGAGAAAUUAAUCAACCCUUUAUUCCUUCAACCCUUAAAUAUGAUAAGCACUCCAACCUUUAAUCAAAAAAUCCUCGUGUUUGGCUGAUUUUCGCGUUGGUUGAUAAAUAUAUAUAUAUAUAUAUAUAUAUAUAAAAAAAUGCUUUAAAUCAUGAAACAGAAAAGGCGACUUAU
This is a messenger RNA of Neocloeon triangulifer, 729 nucleotides long. RefSeq lists its product as uncharacterized. The record is from RefSeq and is a predicted model, not a curated record. Lineage: Eukaryota; Metazoa; Arthropoda; Insecta; Ephemeroptera; Baetidae. The transcript has 3 exons. The coding region runs from base 16 to 558 and encodes 180 amino acids.